Sander lucioperca (pikeperch) is the source of this 1213-nucleotide messenger RNA. RefSeq names its product cyclin Dx (gene ccndx). Bases 189 to 1133 code for a protein of 314 amino acids. Gene Ontology annotation, cellular component: cyclin-dependent protein kinase holoenzyme complex; nucleus; cytoplasm. Gene Ontology annotation, biological process: positive regulation of G1/S transition of mitotic cell cycle; regulation of cyclin-dependent protein serine/threonine kinase activity; mitotic cell cycle phase transition. The record is from RefSeq and is a predicted model, not a curated record. The transcript has 4 exons. NCBI's taxonomy places the organism in Eukaryota, Metazoa, Chordata, Actinopteri, Perciformes, Percidae. Gene Ontology annotation, molecular function: cyclin-dependent protein serine/threonine kinase regulator activity.
GUUGAGCAGUGAUAUUCAACAGAUCACCACAGGAAGCCCAAACUACUUCAACAAGGAAAAAGGAUUUCCCAGCUUCUGUUUACCUGCAGAACACCCAGCUUCCUCAGGUGACAGAGGGACAUUAGCUGCCGCCUUUCUUUCCCAUUUGGACGUAAACACGUUGAUAUUUUACCCAGCAGGCUGUGCAGAUGGACAGAGGCAUGUCUGUGUCUCUGUGGUGUGAGGAGGUGGAGGACCAGAGUCAGGACCAGAACCAGACUGAGGCCCAAACCCAGGGCUCGUCUCAGCUGCGAGCCGCCUGGGACCCCACCGUGUCCGGCCAUCGUGUGAUCCAGAGGCUGCUUCAUGUGGAGGAGAGGUACAUGCCCUCCAUACUCUACAUCACCCUCAUCCAGCGGGAGCCAGAGCGUAGGGAGGAGCUCGCCAAAUGGGCCCUGGAGGUGUGCUGUGAGUGUGGCUGUGAUGAGGCAGUGUUCCCCCUGUCUGUCUCUCUGAUGGAUAGGUUCCUGUCAGACUCUUUGGCUCUACCUGUGUCACCAUACUGCCUGGCUGCCGGCUGCAUCCUCAUCGCCUCCAAACUCACAGAGUGUGACAACGUCACCGCUGACACUCUCUGUGCUGCAGCUGAAUACAGCUUCCAGCCUUCGGACCUGAGGGAGAUGGAGCGUGUCAUCCUCGCCACCCUCCGAUGGGACACAGCAGCAGUGACUCCGCAGGACUUCCUCCCACACUUUCUUGCCUCCGUGGAGGAGAGAGGAGAUGGAGACAGUGGUGACUGUAAGGAGGGGCUGCUCUCCACCCUGCGGCGGCACAGCGACACGCUGGCUGCCAUGUGUGCCUGUGACUCCCGCUUUCUGGGAGCUCCACCGUCACUUGUUGCUGCGGCAUCACUGAACUGUGCUCUGAGGGGUCUGGGCAACAAGGGCCCCGCUCAGCUGGCUGUAAUGAGUGAUGCACUGGCCGAGCUCUGCCAGGCUGAUCUGGUAGUGCUGCAGUGCUACAGUGACAUGAUCGAAUAUGCCCUCCGACAGCGGCUGAGGAGUGGGCUUCAGCAGGGCCCCAUGGAGAAGGAUGAAGAGGUGGAGAACGAAAGACCCGGGACACCUACUGACAUGAGAGAGAUUGAUUUCUAAACACUGAAUCAACUGUUGCAUUGAAAGUGUGAAUCAAUCAAAACCUUUCAUCAAAGUUCAUCAGUCAAACUGAUAUAUAU